GAAAGAAAAUCUUCUAAAGAACUGAACUUCACACCGACAAGCUGUGUAUCAGACGCGUGAAGGUGAUGGAUAUGAUGAGUUCUUGCAGGAGUUUAGUAGGAUUAGCAGCGUGUGCAGCUGGAGCUGUAGUCAUGGCUGCUGGAGGAUAUUAUUAUGUUCAUAAGUGUGGACUUGAGGAGCGGAAGACGGAGGCCUUCGAAGGCACACCUGUCCACGAAGACCCAGUGCAGAUUGUCUCUUCAGGCUUUCUGCAGUCUUCUGAUGGACACAAGGACACGCAGAUGGACAAGGCCAGCCCUGAGGCGUGUCUGGAAAAGGCCGAAGAGAAGGAUGAGGAGGAAGAGGUGUCCGUUGUUCAGCUGAACAGCGAGGAGCUCCAUGUGCCGAACCUAGUGGAGAAAGUCACGGAGCUGGAGAAACUGUUCUCUGUGGUUCACAGAAAGUCUGAGAUAAAAAGCAAGGAGCUUGAGCAGGAGCGACAGGCUCAGAGAGUCCUGAAGGAGAAGUAUGAAGACAUGAAGUCCUGUCUGGAUGAAGCUGAGGAGAGAGCUAAGAUUGCUCUAGAGUCCAACGCUCAGCUGGAGCACGAGAACUCCAACCUGAAGGACCAGGUCACGACACUGCAAGGGUCAGUGGAGAAGUUGGACGGAGAACCCCAUGAGAUGUGCGAAGAGAAAUCGAAGAGUCAGAAGUGCGAGCUGAUGAAGCUGGAGGAGAUCAGGAGAAAUAUGGAGGAGAUGCUCUUUGAGGUGGUCAGAGAGUUUAAGAAGGAACGCAAGGAGCGGGAGCGAGAGCGUCAGUAUUACUGCGACCUUUUGGCCGGUUACGAAGACACUAAGGAAAGGCUGGAGCACGAGAACGCCAACCUGAAGGACCAGGUCACAACACUGCACGGGUCAGUGGAGAAGUUGGAGGGAGAACUCCAUGAGACCCAGCAGAUGUGUGAAGAGAAACUGAAGUGGUCUGAACACGUGUGUAAAAAGUUAAUAAAUCCUGCAACAUUUUGGAUGGUGAACUCUCAGGGUCAGGAGAGCGAGCUGAUGAAGCUGGAGUUCAGAAGGAAGAGUCUGGAGGAGAUGCUCUUUGAGGUGGUCAGAGAUACUGCGCUGAUAAUCAAGAGUCAGAAGUGCGAGCUGAUGAAGCUGGAGGAGAUCAGGAGGAAUAUGGAGGAGAUGCUCUUUGAGGUGGUCAGAGAGUUUAAGAAGGAACGCAAGGAGCGGGAGCGAGAGCGGAAGGACCACAGAAACCUUUUGUCCCAGUAUGAACACAUUAAGGGCUCUCGGGCUGACGCUCAGAAGAAUGCUCAGAAUACUCAGCGCUGCAGUACGCUGGAGAAAGAGAUGCUCACCCUGAUGGAACAUCUGAAAUGUAUGCAGGGCUUAUUAGAGGACCCUGUAAGGUCAGAACUGUAAUGUCAGAAGAUGUUCAGAUGCUGCACAUCGUUUAACAUAAAGAAAAUAAAAAAUAAUCCGUGAAACACAGAAAGAAAUAAAGAA
Messenger RNA from Ictalurus furcatus (blue catfish), 1496 nucleotides. Its product is annotated as protein FAM184A-like. NCBI's taxonomy places the organism in Eukaryota, Metazoa, Chordata, Actinopteri, Siluriformes, Ictaluridae. Bases 66 to 1412 code for a protein of 448 amino acids. The record is from RefSeq and is a predicted model, not a curated record. The transcript has 14 exons.